AUGAGCGAGUUCACACACAAGAGGCCGUUCAACUGCUCAGACUGUGGGAAGAGAUACACUGGGUCAUCUCAAUUGAAGGAAUAUCAGCAAGUUCACACUGGAAAUAAGCCAUCCACUUGCUCUGAAUAUGCGUCUACCAAGGCCAUCGGUGCUGUGGUUUACUUGAAAGUAGUCAGGAAGGAUGAUCAAGUUGAAGUAGGAUUUGUAACUGGUAAGGCGAAGCUUGCUCCUCAGUCCGAGCUGACAAUUCCAAGGCUUGAACUGUGUGCAGCUGUCCUGGCUGUGGAAAUGGCGGAUCUUAUCCAGGACGAGCUAGACCUAGAGCUGGACGAUAUCAAGUUCUACACAGAUAGCAAAGUUAGAAAGAUGUUCGUCGUCAUUCUUGCCAGUGACAAUGAUGUCAUCCAGGGAUUCACUGGGCCACUGCACCAACAGAUACAGCAGCAAAGUCACACAGGGGAGAAACCGUUCACCUGCUCCAUGUGUGGGAAGGGAUUCAUCUGA
Molecule: messenger RNA, 504 nt
Organism: Hypanus sabinus (Atlantic stingray)
Lineage: Eukaryota; Metazoa; Chordata; Chondrichthyes; Myliobatiformes; Dasyatidae
Product: zinc finger protein 484-like
Exons: 4
Coding region: 1-504 (167 amino acids)
Biological process (GO): regulation of DNA-templated transcription
Molecular function (GO): DNA-binding transcription factor activity, RNA polymerase II-specific; RNA polymerase II cis-regulatory region sequence-specific DNA binding
Source: RefSeq, a predicted model, not a curated record